GAAGAGCAUCCGUUCAUGUCCCUUUCUCCAUCUCCAACUCGCCAAGCUGGGGGUGUGGGUUAUGGGCUAAUUUACCUUCGCCUGGCUGCACGGUCGGCCUGUCGCGUAAAAUCGUCUUGACGUAUAGCGAGAAGGGAACAAAGGGGGGGAAAAAGAAGAAGAAGAAGAAAGAAAACAAGGCCAGUGGCUGUCCCACGCUUCGAACACAGCCUAGCCGUCACAGGUCGACAAGACGACAGGCUCUAGCAAAUAUCGGAAAUUUGGCAGGCAGGAAACCAACCAUUGAACAAAAUGGCCAUCCUCAUGCUGGCUGUGGUCGGCCUCGUCUCAUACUGGGUCGUUACCCUCAUCGCGGGACUGGUGGCCAACAUUGCGAAAGCAAAAAAGACAAAGCUGCCCUAUCUGGUCGUCUUCUGCUGCCCCGAUGGCAAUGUCUGGUACGAGGUCCAGAAACUAGUCCUGCCUAUCAUGAAGGCGCUGAUGCCAGCCUCAUGGUGGGACAACUGGCUCUUCAUCACGGAGAAAGACUGGGCGUAUCACAGCGGUCAGAGACCCUGGGAUAUGUUGGGUGAAUGCUUCUUUGCCGUGUCGCCGGGUACCAUCGUCAUGUACACGCGCAACCCAGACAUCAUCCAGAGAGUCAUGAGCCAGCGGGAAGCUUUCACGAAGCCGACCUACCUGUACGAGGUCAUCGCCAGGUAUGGCGAAAACGUCGUCACCACCGAAGGCGCCGUCUGGCGCAUGCACCGCCGUGCCACUAGCGUCAUCUUCACCGAGAGACUGGUGACCCGGGCCUUCGCCGAGGCCGUCCGCCAGACUCAGGCCAUGGUCCGGCACUGGGGUAGAAGCAACGGCGACGACAGCAAUGACGCGGUAGCCGCGACGGUCCAAGACCCGGCCAAGGACACCAUGACCCUGGCCCUAAACAUCGUCGGGUCUAUCGGCUUCGGAAUGCGCUUCCCCUGGCCGGGCGAGCCGCCGGCCAAGGAUGCUGACCCCAAGAUGCUCCAGUACACGACCGUCGUGCCCGGAAGCAAGCAUGCCAUGACUUUCCCCAUGUCUCUAGAGGCCGUUCUGGAACAUAUAUUGGCGCUGGUGAUAGUUCCCACCUGGCUGCUACGACGUCUCCCAUUUACCUGGGCUAGAACCGCAUCUGCCGCCGACGCGGCAUAUAAGCAUCACAUGCAGGAGCUCCUGCGCCAAAGAAAACAGGAGUUGCUGGAGAGUGCGGAGAGUCAGUCUAGGGGCGACGCGGAAAAACAGGGGGACAUUAUACAGUCCUUGUUGAAAUCGUCAAGCAGUAGCGGCGAUGAGAAAGGUGGCGCCGGGCUCCCGCUCACAGACACCGACAUCAUUGGCAACGCCUUCAUCUUGAUCCUGGCCGGGCACGAGACGUCAGGCGACGUGCUGCACUUUGCCCUCCUCUUCCUUGCCCUCCACCCAUCGGCCCAGCUCGCGCUGCAGGCGGAUCUGGACCGCAUCGCGGGGGUCGGCGCGGCGACAGCAGGGGACGGCAAGCCGCGGCCGCGGCCAUCGUGGGACCAGGUCGUCGCCAUGUUGUCAGGCAUGCCCGGUGCCGUCGUCAACGAGACGAUGCGCAUGAUGCCGCCCGUCGCGCAGAUCCCUAAGCACGCGUCCGGCGACCAGCCCUUGAUAGUGUGGGCCGGCGACGUCCGCGCGCCGGUCCAGUGCCUGGUCCCCGACGGCACCAUCGUACAGGUCGUCGCCGUCUCGGCCCACCGCCACCCGCGCUACUGGCCUCCCGCGCCCGGAAAGAGCGGCAGCGACGGGUGCGACACGGAUGAGUGGGUCCCCGAGCGCUGGUUCCGUCCCAGCAUCGCUCCCACUGCUGCCACGCCCACUCCCGCCACCGCCACCACUGAUGGCGACCAGCCCGGUGACGACGACGACGACAAUGACAACGAAGACGAGAGCGACGACUACAUGGGCGCCAUAGCCUUCCGCCCGGCACGCGGUGCCUUCAUACCUUUCUCGGACGGCGCGCGCAGCUGCCUGGGCCGCCGCAUGGCGCAGGUCGAGAUGGUAGCGGCGCUGGCGACGCUGAUCGGGUCGCACACCGUCGAGCUGGCCGUCGACGAGCUGGCGGCCGGUGGGGACGACGAGGUCAACGGCAUGGAUCCGGGGCAGCGCAGGGAGCUGUACGGCCGCGCCAGCGAGCGGGCGCGCCGCAUCAUCAGCGAGGCGUACAGCGUCAUCUCGCUCAAGCUGCAGGACGGGGCUCGCGUGCCCAUCAGGGUCGUGCCGAGGGGGAAGGAGAGGUUCGUGGGCGUUGUGUGAAGGCCUUGAUGGCAAGGUUUCUUUUUUUUUUCUUUUCGGCGUGGGCUUGUUAGAAUACCCAAUAUCAAGACAUGCUUUUUCACGAUAGAAAAUCAUUGCGGAGGACUAGUCACAGCUCAACGCAAAUAGGCACGAUAGAUUCUCACACUCAGCAACCUAAAACCACACAGCCCUUUGUGUUCAC
Messenger RNA from Gaeumannomyces tritici R3-111a-1, 2482 nucleotides. RefSeq lists its product as hypothetical. The record is from RefSeq and is a predicted model, not a curated record. Gene Ontology annotation, molecular function: heme binding; iron ion binding; oxidoreductase activity, acting on paired donors, with incorporation or reduction of molecular oxygen. The coding region runs from base 292 to 2298 and encodes 668 amino acids. The transcript is spliced from 4 exons. NCBI's taxonomy places the organism in Eukaryota, Fungi, Ascomycota, Sordariomycetes, Magnaporthales, Magnaporthaceae.